CUAGACUUCACGAACGGAUGCUGGAAUUAUUAGGCAACCUUCACAUAAUAAGACUAAGGCAACCAGUAGCAAUUCAGAUUCGUACUCGCACAGACUCUUUUUGUUAGAGUCGGGUUUAAAUCCACGGAGAUUAAGCGGCCGCAUCCACCACUGGCUGAAUGAAUGCCACGGGAGUCAUGCGCUUCCCUUACUUUGCAUCCCAAUACUGAACCCACUUAACCUGUGACUGGAUCUCUAAUGCCCGCUAUGUUGGUACCUGCAGAGGCUCGGGUUCUUGACGAUGACUGGACGGAGACUACGAACCCAGUCGAGCGCCGCAGGAGGCAGAACCGGCUACAUCAAAGAGCCUGGCGCCGGCGGCAGAGGCUGCAAAAGAAUUCAGAGGCAGAGGACCCAAACCCCAUUUCUCCAGCAUCAUCACUGGUUGACCGGAAUAUGCUUCAAAUAUUAGCUCUGAGCCAUGUAAGUGGGCGACAACGUAUGCAGGUCACGUUGAAGCAACUCCAGAACUGGAAUGCGUUCGGGGCAAUUAUAGAGACAUUGGGCGAUUCGGCAGGAACUUUUGCUAUUUGGGCCGAAUUAAAAGUAUGGCGGCGAUGGGAGCUAAUUUCCGACUUUUCUCCUUCUGACCUCUGUCAUACCCUAAAACGAGAUACUUCGUCCUCCCCUGAAUACCCUAAACAACUGGAAGCGGUUUCAUCUUCUGCGCAACAAGUUGACACUCUGUUAUUUCUGAACACAAAAUACACGCUCCAUGGCUCAGAAUACGAAGUCGACUUUCCGCUUUCUCUUGACCACACACUUUUUGUUCUAAUCCAGCACAAUGCCCUUCGUGGAGUAUUAACAAAUAUGGCCAUACUACUACGUUUGAACGGCCAAGACUUCCAAGGCUGGGCAGACUUUUAUACAGAAGACCUUGCGCUUCCAACCCAAGAAUCGCCGCCCUCGUUACAAUUCACACAUUUACAAAAAACGGUCUCACACGAAUCUUGGAUAGAUGUAAUUCCUUCUGCAAGUUUACGUGAUAAUAUUAUCAAAUAUCAAGAUAAAUUUGAUCCAGAUGCCCUUUGCUCCGAUUUCCUCGGUGGGUAUACAGAGGGAGAAAACGACAUUGCUGGCCGCGGUAUGAUGCUUUGGGGCGACCCGUGGUGCUCGGAUUCAUGGGAGAUGAGUGAGAAUCUUGUGAGAAAGUGGUCGUUUCUGUUGCAAGGCUGCAGUGAUAUGAUUGCGUCUACUAAUAAGUGGCGAGCCGCCAGGGGAGAGAAAAAACUUGCUUUAAACUCGUGAUGAUGUGAUUCCUUAUUUUAGGGUUACAAUAGUGGAAUAGAGGGAAGGGUACCCAGAUACCACUCUAAUAGUACCCUAAUACAUUGUUACUACCGUUUAAAGGUUACAGCAAUGUGAUAACGACGUUUUUGAAUAGCUGUGAUGUUGUCAAUUAAAACACGCAAUAUUUAAAUUUAUAUUACAAAAGCG
Talaromyces proteolyticus is the source of this 1476-nucleotide messenger RNA. RefSeq lists its product as uncharacterized. NCBI's taxonomy places the organism in Eukaryota, Fungi, Ascomycota, Eurotiomycetes, Eurotiales, Trichocomaceae. The record is from RefSeq and is a predicted model, not a curated record. The coding region runs from base 238 to 1287 and encodes 349 amino acids. The transcript is spliced from 3 exons.